AUGGUGAACAACGGUUGGGGCCUGGCAGGAUUCGCAAAGGGUAGGACCCCGACCCCCCCUAAUUAUAUAGCAGCAUUGCAAUUUGCAAAACCAUCAUCAGAUUCAUUUUAUGUUGGUGUGCAAAGCUGGUCAGCUAGGAAGUGUGAUGAUAAAUCUUGUGCAUUUUUAUUAUCAAGCUCUGGAAGUGGCGGCAGACCUGAAGAAGAGAAGGAUCCUGUGAGCAUGAGCAGGCAGUUUCCCAAUACUACUGUGGGCGUCAUCGCUGGUCUUUCACCCCUUUCUACGCUGGGUUUCUUGGAGAAGCUGGUCAGAUGGAGUUCCGCUGAUGAUGGAGGAGGAGGAGGAGGAGGAGGUAUGAGCCCUCCUUUCAUCGUCUCCAAUGAUCCAGUGCGGCUUUCCAACUACGAAAGGGACAGGUUAAACAUAAAUCCCAAGAACGGCAGGCACGGGCGCUUGGACCCGGGUCCUGUUGUGGAGAAACUACGCCAGCAGAGGCUCUUCCUUGAGAGGUCCGGUGCUCGAUGCAUCGUCAUGCCUUGCCACAUCUCCCAUUCCUGGUUCAACGACAUAGCCUAUGGUUGCUCUGUGCCUUUCCUGCAUGCCGCUCACUCUGUUGCCACGGAACUCAAAGCAUCCAACUUGAGGCCCGUUCAAACUGGAACCAAUGUCUGCAUUGGCAUUCUUGGCACCCAGACCAUCAUUGAUUCCGGUUUCUAUCAAAGCAGCCUCAACAGCCAGGGUUUUGAGGUGAUGGUGCCUGAUAAAGCAACCAUGGAGCAUACAGUAAUCCCAGCCAUGGAGGCAUAUCACAGAAAGGAUAUAGAAGGCGCCAGAAAUCUUCUCAGAAUUGCCCUCCAACUUCUUCUGGUGAGGGCUGUUAGCACUGUCAUCCUCGCAUCAGAUCACUUGUGCGGUCUUCUACCUCACCAUGAUCCCCUCUGCCACAAAUGCAUUGACCCUAUGGAUGCUCUUGUCAGAUCCACUAUACAAUGGGCUCGAUCAGCCUCAACUUCUUCUGGUGAGGGCUGUUAACACUGUCAUCCUCGCAUCCGAUCGCAUGUGCGGUCAUCUACCUCACCAUGAUCCACUCUGCCACAAACGCAUUGACCCUAUGGAGUGUGGAUGCUCUAAUCAGAUGGACUAGCCAAAUUGCUCAGCCAAAAUAAAAUGGCAGAUUUUUUAAAUUUAAAAAAAAAAAAAUUCUCAAACAGUAAAUCCCUGAAUUUAUCAGUAGUAGUGCCUCUGUUGAAUUGGGUUUAUUUAUCUUGUUUCUUAUCCCUUCUAAGGGACCAGAAUCAGAAAAUGCAAGUUCCUAUAAAAAUAAAAACUAAAAAAUAAAAAGUGAAUUAAGCUUCUAAA
Molecule: messenger RNA, 1359 nt
Organism: Dioscorea cayenensis subsp. rotundata (Guinea yam)
Lineage: Eukaryota; Viridiplantae; Streptophyta; Magnoliopsida; Dioscoreales; Dioscoreaceae
Exons: 2
Coding region: 1-1032 (343 amino acids)
Source: RefSeq, a predicted model, not a curated record